Messenger RNA from Geosmithia morbida, 1554 nucleotides. Its product is annotated as lysosomal acid lipase/cholesteryl ester hydrolase. The record is from RefSeq and is a predicted model, not a curated record. Lineage: Eukaryota; Fungi; Ascomycota; Sordariomycetes; Hypocreales; Bionectriaceae. The transcript is spliced from 3 exons. The annotation marks the transcript as partial.
ACUGAGUACUUUGCUCUUGUGGGGUCAUUUCUCCUCGUCGGUCUCGAGGCCAUUAUCCGCGUCUUGACACUAGCUCUGCCCGCUGCGUCGUCGAUCCGCGAUGCUGCCGACUUCGUCGAGCUAUGCCGUGUCUGGGGCUACGAGGCAGAAGAGCAUAUAGUCCAGACAAAGGACGGCUUUCUCCUCGGUGUCCAUCGUCUCCAGUGGAGGAGGGGAGAGGAAAGCCAGGCCGUCAACAGCGGGCCUGGCAGCAUCAAGAAGAGGGUCGCUUACCUCCAUCACGGACUGUUGAUGAACUCGGAGGUCUGGGUCUGCAUGACGGAUGAGCAGCGAUGCCUUCCCUUCAAGCUGGUCGAGAGAGGAUUCGAUGUCUGGCUGGGCAAUAAUCGCGGAAACAAGUACUCGAAGAAGUCGAUACACGCCUCACCGACGUCGGUCGAGUUCUGGGACUUCUCCAUCGACGAAUUCGCCUUCCACGACAUCCCCAACACGAUAGAGUACAUUCUGGACACGACGCAGCAGGCGAGCCUGUCGUACAUUGGCUUCUCGCAGGGGACGGCGCAGGCGUUCGCGACGCUUGCGAUCCACCCGACGCUGAACCAAAAGGUCAACGUCUUCAUCGCGCUGGCACCGGCCAUGGCGCCGGCUGGCCUGUCCAACGGCGUGGUGGACUCGCUGAUCAAGGCGUCCCCGCAGGUGCUGUUUCUGCUGUUCGGGCGGCGGUCGAUCCUCAGCUCGGCGACCAUGUGGGAGACGCUCCUGUACCCCCCGCUGUUCUGCCGACUGAUCGACAUGGGGCUCUCGUUCCUCUUCAACUGGGACACGGCCAACAUAUCCGCGAGUCAGAAGCUGGCAGCCUACCCACACCUGUACUCGUUCACGAGCACCAAGAGUGUGGUGCACUGGUUCCAGAUCAUCCGCAACAAGUCGUUUCAGAUGUACGACGACGACGUAUACCAGCCCAUGAGCGUCACCUCUCCGCACAAGUUCUCCAAGGUGGCCAAGUACCCCACGCGCAACAUCCGCACCCCCGUCGUCCUCAUCUAUGGUGGCUCAGACUCCCUCGUCGACAUCAGGGCAAUGCUCCGCGAGCUGCCCGCCCAGACUGUCGCCACCGAGAUCCCCCACUACGAGCACCUCGACUUCCUCUGGGCCCGCGACGUCGACCGCCAGGUCUUCCAGCACGUCUUCGACGCCCUCGACAGCUUCACCGACGCCACCCACUCCAAGGAGGAGUACGACCGCUACUACGCCGUCCGUCACCACAGCCUGGUCGGCUCCGCCCGCCCCACGCCCUCGGCCCUCGGCAUCGUCACCGACCGGGUCGGCAGCUCCUCCCCCGGGGACCCUCCCCACCCGCCUUCCUCUCCCGACCCCCAGAUCAGGCAGCAUAUCGCCCGCGAGCAGAUCGCCAGGCUCAUCCGGGACAGGCAAGCCUCCUUCGACAGCCUCUCUCACCCGUCAAGCGACACCGACGACGUCCCCGCCACCACCACCGCCGUCGCUGCUGUUGCCGCUGAACCUUCAUCCACCGAGCCCCUCGUCAUCUCUUAA